CUGUUGUUGCUGCCCAUUGCUCAGCUCCAAAAUCAUUCUCUUUCUGGUCCUGAUUCUUCCCACCGAUCCAUUUCUCACAUUGUUUUUAGGCUAAAUCUCUCUCAAAACCACCCUUUUUUCUCCCUUUCUGUUAUCACCUGGAUUUUUCUUUAUUGGGCAGUCUUUUCUAUUAUGAAAUCACCUUUUUAUUUAUUUUCUCUUCGAUUGAUUGACUGAAGAAAGAAACGUUUUGGGGCUUCAACACCUCCAUGGAUGCUCUGAUUCUAGCGUCCUCUACUGGGGGACUUUCUUUGUUCGCCUCUGGAAGGAGUAGCUGGAGGAGUAAUGAUUUGAAGGCUGUACAUUCUCCAAUCAUCGGGCCUAUAGGUUCUUCAAUAGGAGUGCAAGUGCCGGCAUGCAGUUCAGAUAACGCCGUAGGAAAGUUUUAUACUCUAAAGUUUCGCCGGCAUGUUAUCAAGCAUUAUGGUAGAGGUAUCCAGGAUACACCUACAGCCUUCCAGAAAAGUAAUACAAAGUUUCUGCCGAAUGCCACCUCUGAUCACCCACUUGAAUCAGAGCCAGCAGCUUAUCCCAAGAAUACUUGGAACUCUGUAAAAAAUGCAUUGGAUGCUUUUUACAGGUUUUCACGGCCUCACACAAUUAUAGGCACACAGGCACUCAGCAUUGUUUCAGUUUCUCUCCUUGCCAUUGAGAAGGUGUCGGAUGUUUCUUCCCUGUUCUUUACUGGGGUGUUGGAGGCUGUGGUUGCUGCACUUAUGAUGAAUAUUUAUAUUGUUGGUUUAAAUCAGUUGUCCGACAUUGAGAUAGACAAGGUUAACAAGCCUUAUCUUCCAUUGGCAUCAGGGGAAUAUUCUAUUUUUACUGGCAUCAUAAUUGUCACAUCCUUUUCCGUUAUGAGCUUUUGGCUUGGAUGGAUUGUUGGUUCAUGGCCAUUAUUUUGGGCUCUUUUAAUCAGUUUUGUGCUUGGGACUGCAUACUCAAUCAAUCUGCCACUAUUGAGAUGGAAAAGGUUUGCGUUAGUUGCAGCCAUGUGCAUCCUAGCUGUUCGAGCAGUGAUUGUUCAACUUGCUUUUUAUUUGCACAUACAGACCCAUGUAUUGAGCAGACCAGCUAUCAUUUCAAAGCCUCUAAUUUUUGCUACUGCAUUCAUGAGCUUCUUCUCAGUUGUUAUAGCAUUAUUUAAGGAUAUACCUGAUAUUGAAGGAGAUAAGAUAUUUGGAAUCAAAUCUUAUACAGUAUGUCUAGGUCAAAAACGGGUGUUUUGGACUUGUAUUUCACUUCUUGAAAUGGCUUAUGGUGUUUCUAUUUUGGUUGGAGCAACAUCUUCCUAUACCUGGAGCAAAGUCAUCACUGUUUUGGGUCAUUCCAUCUUGGCUUCAAUUUUAUGGAUCCGUGCCAAAUCUGUUGAUCUGAAGAGCAAAGCUGCAAUAACAUCAUGUUACAUGUUUAUUUGGAAGCUCUUUUAUGCAGAGUACCUUCUCAUACCACUUAUAAGGUGAGAGGCCUAAUUCAUUCCAAAAGUAGAGAAACAUAAGAUGCCAUCAAAAUUCAAGAGCCGCUAAUUUAUUCUUUGAAGAUAAAGAAAUGCAAAUCCAAGGAAUGUUGUUGGCAGAAUUGUGAGAUUCUGGAUGAUCUGCACACCAUUGUAUAAAUGUGAUCUUAUUUUGUAAGCAAUAGUAGCAUUGCUAAAAUUCAAUAAUGGCCAGAAAA
This is a messenger RNA of Theobroma umbraticum, 1710 nucleotides long. RefSeq names its product homogentisate phytyltransferase 1 (gene HPT1). NCBI's taxonomy places the organism in Eukaryota, Viridiplantae, Streptophyta, Magnoliopsida, Malvales, Malvaceae. Gene Ontology annotation, molecular function: prenyltransferase activity. The record is from RefSeq and is a predicted model, not a curated record. Gene Ontology annotation, cellular component: membrane.